Messenger RNA from Cuscuta europaea, 721 nucleotides. The record is from the annotation of a GenBank genome assembly. NCBI's taxonomy places the organism in Eukaryota, Viridiplantae, Streptophyta, Magnoliopsida, Solanales, Convolvulaceae.
CCCAAACAUGAUUCUUGAUAAUCCGAACAGCCACACAUGCAUUACGGCGGUGGCGGGUUAUGUUAUAUUGAUGAAAAUCUGCAGCAUGCGGCGGCGAUUGGAUACAGGCAGCUGCCGCCGCAAAUAAACUAUUUGUACGAACAGCCACCGGCGACCGCUCAGUACUACAUGGACCGCAGAGCCGCAAUGGCGGCGAUGCCGUACAUGGGCGGCGGAGAAUUGCCGCCACUGCCGCCUUCUAUUUAUUUGCAGGUGGACGAGUUCAAAAGCAUCCCGGCGGUGGCGGCUGCUUUUGUGGGCGGCGCGAGCAAUGCGUUUUCAGAUUUCGGGUCUUCCGGUUGUUAUUAUAUAGAAGAGGCGGAAGAUCAAAAGGAGGAUACAUCCACAUUAUUACUUCCGGCGGUGGCCGGGGACGGUGAUUUGCCACUGUUAGAAUCUUCUCAAGAGGAGCUCACCGGGGUCAGAUCUUUGGUUAAGCAGACAAGGAGAAUGGCCGACUAUUUUUAGCCAUCAGAUUGAAGAAUUAAUGGUAAAUGAUUAAGGGUCUCAUUUUUUAAUUGAUGAACAUGCAUUUUUACAUUGAUAUACUUUUGUAAUCCCUUUAGCCUUUAGGGCCUAUUUGUUUUUGGAUAAUCUCACAUGUCAUGAAUCUCAUGCGCAUUCUUGUUUUUGGUUAUUCUCCAUUAAUAAGUAAAAUCACAAAUUAUUUACUUUAAAUAAA